GCAUGCCGGUUAGAAAUCUGUCCGACUUGCUGUGAUGUCAUGGUGACGUAUGCCAAAAAAGUCUCGUGAGAGCGAGGCACGCGCAGUUAAGUUUUUCCUGCUGCAAACUGCAAUCAUAUGGGCUGCGUGCCAUUUCAAAUUUUAUCCGCUUCCCUUGCAAACUUCACUCCGUCUCAUGGACUCGGAUGUACGUCACUGCUUACAUUGUGCGAGUGUCCACUACUGGCGGAAGACGUGCAAUGGGUUUAACUUUAACCACCUUUAAACACCUUUAACCCUUGAUCACUUGGAGCAUGUUCGGACGGUCAGAAUCAAGGGGUUGAAGGUCUGUCAAUAGAAACUUCCCUCGAUCACUGAACGAAGUGGAACAGACUUCAAAAUGGAGGCAGAGAUUCCCCCGAGGGGAAGUGCUUAGGGGGGAGUUAGCGAGUGGAUGUUUAAAGUGAAGUGGAACACAUUCCCGGAGCGUGAAAAAGCUCUGGUGUCGUGAUCAUGAUGUAACGUUUAAGCACGCAUGCGCGCUAAACUAUCCUGUGCUGAUGCAAGAAGAUAUGUGAAGAGAAGCUGUGUGAUCGAGAUUAAACAGACCGAAACCAUUUUUGGACAAAGCCAUCAUGUCAGAAGACGAGAUUUUAUUCGACCCUACAACAACAAAGAAGAAAAAGAAGAAGAAGAAGCCCUUUAUGCUGGAUGAGGAUGGAGAUGGUCUUGGAGAAGAGGUGCAACAGACUGAAAGGCGUGAAAUUGAGCCUGAAGCAGCAGAGGAGCGAGAAAUGGAGCCUGAAGAUGAUGAAGUCAAGAAAAGAGAGCCUUCGGAUGAUUUAGAUGAUCUGAACUUCUUUAAUCAGAAGAAAAAGAAGAAGAAACCAAAGAAAGUGUUUGACAAUGACAUUGAAGAGGGCAUGAAGGAGCUGAAAAUUGAGGGAGACCAGCAGGAAAUGGUUGAGGAUGAUGAUAUGGACCUGAUGCUGCCAGCUAAGAAAAAGAAAGCAAAAAAAGUGGAAUUUGUUGAGGAAUGUGACGCUGUGGAAAAGGAUGAUGUCAUCGAUGAUGAUAAAAACACAGAUGGAAUCAUGUUCAGCUCACAGUUGGGCCCAGCAUGGGCAGGGUCAGAGAGAGACUACACGUAUGAUGAGUUGUUGAGCCGGGUGUUUAACAUCAUGAGGGAGAAGAACCCUGAUAUGGUUGCCGGUGAGAAGAGGAAGUUUGUGAUGAAGCCUCCUCAGGUGGUCCGAGUUGGGACCAAGAAAACAUCUUUUGUCAACUUCACUGACAUUUGCAAACUGUUGCAUCGACAGCCCAAACAUCUUUUGGCGUUCCUGUUAGCUGAGUUAGGAACGAGUGGUUCUAUAGAUGGAAACAACCAGCUUGUGAUCAGAGGACGUUUUCAACAGAAACAAAUAGAGAAUGUUUUGAGAAGAUAUAUAAAGGAAUAUGUGACUUGUCAUACCUGCCGCUCACCAGAUACAAUCCUGCAGAAGGACACGCGUCUCUAUUUCCUUCAGUGUGAAACCUGUCACUCCCGUUGCUCUGUAGCGAGCAUCAAGACUGGCUUCCAGGCUGUCACCGGCAAAAGAGCCCAGCUUCGAGCCAAAGCCAGCUAAUAUGACCACCCUGUUCUGGCCUCUUAACCAACAUGAAUGCUCUGCCCCUCUGGUUGGCAACUAAAGCCACAAUCCAUCAUUGCUGCUCUCCUCUGAAGCAGGGUGGACUGGUCUGUGGAAGAUUUCGAACUGGUGUAAUUUUUGUUGAUACAUUUUUGACAUGAAACUAGAGGGCUGUAGCAAACAGACUGCUUGGUCUGUUUAUCAACUUACCUCCUUCCUCCAGAAAUAUUAUGCAUUUUAUGUUUUUUUUUUUUUUUUUUUUUUUCAUUAAUUAGGCAUAUUGUAUAACCUGAGCAGAUUACUGUUUAUUUGUGUAAAUAUUAUUCUCGGUAGCACUUAUUUUUCAGAGAAAAAUGCAAGAAUGUUAUUAGAUGAUAAAUGGACAACAAUUUCCUUUUAUUUAUUUAUAUAUAUUAAAAAAAAAAGAAGAGAAAAAAAGUAUUUUCAAAGAUCUCCAAGUCUCUUAAAUUAUUUUUUGUAGGACAGUCAUUGCACGGCCUCUGUGACAUGAAAAAGAGGUUGGAUCUCAGUCUCGCAGCGUGUUUGGAGAUUCAACCAGCAGAAGUGUGACUUUGGAUCUCCUCUAAAUAAUAAAAAACGAAAACACUGUUUUUAUAAAAACAUUUUUAAAAAAAAUACAGAAAAAGUACAAAUUAUGUUGUUUGCUUUGGUAGAACAUUAGGCAGCAGAUGUUUGAGUGUGUUCAACAGUGCUUAGAUUGAAACAAAGGCUUUUUGUUGGCAUAUUUUAAAGAGUUUACUAAUAUAUAUAUAUAUAUAUUAGUGCAGUUAUCAGGGUUCCCACGUGUCCUGGAAAACCUGUAAUUUUGCUUCGCAGUUUUCAAGUCAUGGAAAACUUAUGGAAGAAAUUAGAAAAAUACCUAAAUGUCCUGGAAAAUUAUUUAUCCUGAAAAAUAUUUUAUUAUAAUAAAACUGUUUGACUGUUGCUUACAAGGGGUUUUCUUGCAUGCACAAAAUGAUAGGUGUCAAAUACACAAAUUUGUGUAGUUUUAUCAGAACAGGAGUCAUGAACAAACGAGUCCACGCGAGAAAUUGAGUCCCCAUCUGACAUAGCGAUUCAGUUGGCUCAUAGAAUUUCAAUAGGUACUCUAUUCACUGCCUGACUAGAUAUCCUACACAAUCCCUUUAUGAUGAAUGUCUACAUAACUUUUGUAAAUACAACAUAUAAUGACUUUCAUAUGUUACACAUAAUUCUACAUAACCAAAGCUAUAGAUUGUGACAUUAAAAAUGUCUUGUUCUGUGUUUUUCAGUUAGCUUACAAUUCGCAAGCUAUCCGCUUCAGAAUUACUGAACCGCAAUGUUACAAAAUAUGACAUAUUUACACACCUUAAUCUUGUAUGCACGCCAGCAAUUAUGAGGGGGGAAAAGUGUCCUGAGAAGAUUUGUGUAUGUUUAAGAACAUUUUGGUAAAACCAACUUUCCUAAAACGUCUUGAAUGCAUUAAUGUUUUUUAAUUAAAAAUGUUCAUUAUG
Myxocyprinus asiaticus (Chinese sucker) is the source of this 3100-nucleotide messenger RNA. RefSeq names its product eukaryotic translation initiation factor 2 subunit 2-like. Gene Ontology annotation, molecular function: translation initiation factor binding; translation initiation factor activity; mRNA binding. The coding region runs from base 615 to 1604 and encodes 329 amino acids. The transcript has 9 exons. Gene Ontology annotation, cellular component: eukaryotic translation initiation factor 2 complex. Gene Ontology annotation, biological process: formation of cytoplasmic translation initiation complex; formation of translation preinitiation complex; translational initiation. NCBI's taxonomy places the organism in Eukaryota, Metazoa, Chordata, Actinopteri, Cypriniformes, Catostomidae. The record is from RefSeq and is a predicted model, not a curated record.